GUGUGGCUGCAGCAGUAUGGCUACCUGCCCCCAGGUGACCUGCGGACACACGCUGCCCGUUCCCCCCACUCCAUCACCACGGCCAUCACAGCCAUGCAGAGGUUCUACGGCUUGACCAUCACCGGCUCCAUCGACACCAACACUGUAGAGUGAGUGCCUCUCACGCUAAACAACUGUUGCUGGUUCAGGACCAUAUUACCCUGCUUGUAGGACCAGGAGCUUAUAACUAGGCCAUUAAAAACGAAUAGCCUUACUUGUGUGAAAUCACUGAUUCAGGGUUAUCGUAAUCAAAGGCGGGUUUCCAAGACAGAGAUUCUAUUCGACUCUGUGUGACCAGUCCCUGAAUUGUGUUUGCCAGGGCAAUGAAGCGGCCACGAUGUGGCGUUCCAGACAAGUUCGGCACUGAGCUGAAGAGCAACCUGAGAAAGAAGCGCUACGCUAUCCAGGGCCUGAAAUGGGAUAAGACUGAUCUCACCUUCUGGUAAGUUAUGCCUCCAACUCCAAUUGCAUGUGUAGGGUAACAAUGAAAAGAACAGCCACAACCCAUAUGGUGAAGUUAUGUAAAGUGUUUAUUAUUAUGCCGUAAAGUUUAUCACUGUUUUCCCUCUUUACUCCCCGUCUUCUCCUUACUCCCUCAAUUUCUAUAUUUUUCUGUCACAAACUGUGCUCUUCUCUCUCUAACGGUGCUCCCUCUUUCCCUCUUAGUAUACAGAACUACACCCCUAAGGUGGGGGAGUAUGAGACCCAUGAGGCUAUCAGGAAGGCCUUCAAGGUAUGGGAGAGUGUGACCCCUCUACGCUUCCGGGAGAUCCCCUACAGUCACAUACGGGACAAGGUGGAGGACUUUGCCGACAUCAUGCUCUUCUUUGGUGAGGGUUUCCAUGGCGACUCCAGUCCCUUCGACGGCGAGGGGGGCUUCUUGGCACAUGCCUACUUCCCCGGUAACGGCAUAGGGGGAGACACUCACUUUGACUCUGCAGAGCCUUGGACGGUCGGCAACAGUGAUCUGUCAGGUGAGUGACCUUGAGUGUUUGGAAGAGGGAGAGGGAUGUUAUGAUGGGAAAUUCACUGGGUUGGGAGUUACCAUGCUCCUCAGGCAGUUGUGAGCAGCAGGCCACAAAAACACACCAUCAGCAGGCCCCAAUGUGUGUGUUUUGGAACUUAUCCCCAGGGCGUGUUUGUGUGGGGAAAAUGCAUGAUAUACAGUUUUCUUUCGUUUUGAUGGUGAGAUAGAGGCCUGCUAUUUAAAACCACAGGGAUAGCUUGUCAAUACAUUAGAUGUUCCCAGUCAGUUCAAUUUGAAUAGUGCUUUUUUUUUUUUAUAGAUGCACACAUACCAUUGUUAUAACAAGCUUGAAUUUCAUGGGACAAUUUAAUGUGAUGGUGAUGACAUGGUUCUGUUGGUCUUAGGUAAUGACGUGUUCCUGGUGUCGGUACAUGAGUUGGGUCAUGCCCUGGGUCUGGAGCACUCCAACGACCCCUCGGCCAUCAUGGCUCCAUUCUACCAGUGGAUGGACACAGAGAACUUCCAGCUGCCUGAAGAUGACCUCAGGGGGAUACAGCAAAUCUAUGGUGAGCACAGGCUAAGAGGAAAUUCAUUAUAAUUACUGUUAGUUGUUAUACUGUAUCUAGGCUAUAACUAGGGCCCAAAUUUCAUUUUAGUCAGAUCACAAAAAAAGAUGAAGGGCCAAGGUAAUGAUAGUAGUAGAGGAUUACAUUACUCUCUUCCUCUACCGUGCAGGUGGUAGAUCAGGUGGUGGCCCCCGCCCUCCUCCACCUACCCCACGCUCCCCUCACCACCCGCCCAAACCCACUCACACCCCAUACAACCCUCGCUUUGGCCCUGACAUCUGUGAGGGACACUUUGACACCAUCGCCAUCCUCCGAGGAGAAAUGUUUGUCUUCAAGGUAAUUAAUUACAGAUAUGUAUAGCUGAAAUUAGCUUUGUCGUUGUGUAUAUAUAUGUAUAUAUAUAUAUAUAUAUAUAUUUAUAAACUGGGUGGUUUGAGCCCUGAAUGCUUAUUGGCUGACAGCCGUGGUAUAUCAGACCGUAUACCACGGGUAUGACAAAACAUUUAUUUUUACUGCUCUAAUUAUGUUGGUAAGCUGUUUAUAAUUGCAAUAAGGCACCUCGGGGGGUUGUGGUAUAUGGCCAAUAUACCACGGCUAAGGGCUGUGUCCAGGCACUCCGCAUUGCGUCGUGCAUAAGAACAACCCUUAGCCGUGGUAUAUUGGCCAUAUACAGGUAUUAACCAUGUCUCUCUCUCCUUCAGGAGAAGUGGUUCUGGAGAGUCCGUAACAACGGGCCGUAUUGCCUAAAUAUAUAUAUACAUAUAUUUAGUUUGUACAGGUAUUAACCAUGUCUCUCUCUCCUUCAGGAUAAGUGGUUCUGGAGAGUCCGUAACAACGCGGUUCUGGACGGAUACCCAAUGCCAAUAGGCCAUUUCUGGAGAGGCCUGCCAUCAAACAUCAAUGCUGCUUAUGAAAGGGAUGAUGGCAACUUUGUAUUUUUCAAGGGUAAAUCUGUCUUUACUCUUUACUCUGUUACCACCCACUCACAAUACUAUUCUAUAGACCUUUAUAUGUAGAAGACAUCAUUGUAAUUCUUACUGAGGAAAGCCACUCAUUCAGAUUCUCUCUCUCUCUCUGUGUAGGAGACAGGCACUGGGUUUUCAAGGAAUCUCUUCUGGAGGAUGGCUACCCCAAGUCUCUAAAGGAGAUGGGCAGUGGUCUACCCAAAGACAAAAUAGAUGCCGCCCUCUUCUACACCCCCACCGGCAAGACAUACUUCUUCAGAGGAAAC
Coregonus sp. 'balchen' is the source of this 2803-nucleotide messenger RNA. Lineage: Eukaryota; Metazoa; Chordata; Actinopteri; Salmoniformes; Salmonidae. The record is from the annotation of a GenBank genome assembly.